UUUUUUUUAAGAACAAUGACCGUCAAAUACAGCUGGAUGCUGCGCUUUGUGUGUGGCUUUAUUUUUUUCUUUCGGAUGACGGCAGGAGAGCUGAGUUAUUCUUUCCCGGAGGAGAUGAGGCCUGGAUCCAUUGUUGGAAAUUUAGCCAAGGAUCUCGGAUUGGAAAAAGGAAAAUUACCAGAUCGAAGAGCUCGUAUUGACGCAGAAGGAAAAUACAAGCAAUAUUGUGACAUUGAUCUGAAAACAGGAGAUUUGGUGGUCAGCAAGAGGAUUGACCGAGAGGAGCUGUGUGGAGAGAAGGUAUCGUGUGCGCUUAAAUUCGAAUUAGUCCUUGAAAGCCCUCUAGAGCUGCAUCGUAUUUCACUUCUUAUUCAGGAUAUAAAUGAUAAUUCACCCGUUUUUCCAAAAGAUACAGUGAAAUUAGAAAUCGGGGAAUCAGCGGACAAAGGAGCUCGUUAUCGUCUCAGUGACGCGCAUGAUGCAGACAUUGGACAAAAUACAGUGAAAUUGUACAGCUUACAAAAAAAUGAUCAUUUUAUUUUAUCAGUUCGUGAUGACGUUGACGGGUCUAAAAACGUGGAGUUGGUGUUGGAUAAAGAGCUGGACCGUGAACAAGAACAUUAUUUAAAUUUAGUUCUCUUUGCAGUUGAUGGUGGAAAUCCAGAAAAAUCUGGAACUGCCACGAUCCACGUAACUGUGCUGGACGCUAAUGAUAACGCCCCAGUGUUUGAACAGGCUGUAUACAAAAGCAGCCUACCUGAAAACUCCGCCCUCGAUACUGUCGUCAUCACCGUGAGUGCAACUGAUGCAGACGAGGGAGUUAAUGGAGAAGUGACGUAUGAAUUUAGUCGAAUAUCAGAACGGGCUAAAAAAGUAUUUAAUUUGAACAGCAAAACUGGAGAAAUAAAAGUCACAGGAGAAAUAGAUUAUGAGAGUGAAUCCGAAUAUGAAAUGCGUGUUGAUGCAAAAGAUGGAGCUGGUCUUUCAUCUCAUUCAAAAGUGAUUAUUGAUGUUACUGAUGUGAAUGAUAAUGCUCCUGUUAUAUUUACGAAAUCACUGAUGAACCACUUACCAGAGAAUGUGUCACCUGGUACAGAGGUGGGAAUCAUUAAUGUUCAGGAUUUAGACAUUGAGCAUAACGCACGGGUCCGCUGCUCCAUUCAGCAUAAUGUUCCCUUUAAAUUGGUUCCUUCUAUUAAAAACUAUUAUUCUCUGGUGACAACAGGACAUUUGGACCGUGAAUUAGUGUCUGAUUACAACAUCACAAUCACAGCUACUGAUGAGGGCUCUCCACCUCUGUCCUCCUCUAAAACUGUUCAGUUAUCUGUAGCUGAUAUCAACGACAACCCACCUGUGUUUUUGGAACAGUCCUACAGCACCCACGUGACUGAAAACAACAAACCUGGCUCCACUUUAUGUUCUGUUUCUGCUCGAGACCCUGACUGGAGACAAAACGGGACAGUGAUUUAUUCUCUUUUACCUGGUGAGGUGAAUGGAGCCCCGAUGUCCUCUUAUCUGUCUGUUAACGGAGACACGGGGGUGAUCCACGCUGUCAGGUCCUUUGAUUAUGAACAGUUCAGGAGUUUGAAAGUCCACGUGAUGGCCAGAGACAACGGUUCUCCUCCACUCAGCAGCAACGUGACCGUCAGUGUCUUCAUCACGGAUGUGAACGACAACUCUCCUCAGAUACUGUACCCCGCCCCGGAGGGCAACUCCUUCAUGACCGAGCUGGUCCCCAAAUAUGCGCAAGGAGGCUCUCUGGUGUCCAAAGUGAUCGCAGUUGACGCAGACUCUGGACAGAAUGCCUGGUUGUCCUAUCAUAUAGUCAAAUCCACUGAUCCGGGACUUUUCACGAUUGAUGUCCCCAGUGGAGAGAUCAGGACACAGCGGGACAUUUCUGAAUCUGACAGCAUGAAACAGAACCUUAUUGUAGCAGUUAAAGAUAACGGACAGCCUUCUCUGUCUGCCACCUGUUCCAUGUAUUUACUAAUUUCUGACAACUUGGCUGAGAUACCAGAGAUGAAGGACGUGUCUUCUAACUUGGACAAUUCCAAACUGACAUCUUAUCUCAUCUUCGCACUGGCAUCUGUGUCCACAUUUUUCCUGACCUUCAUUAUCAUCUCCCUUGGUGUAAAAUUUUGUCACAGAAGAAAACCCAGAAUGUUGUUUGAUGGAGCAGUUGCCAUCCCCAGUGGUUAUCCUCCUCCUCAUUACGCAGAUGUUGAUGGAACAGGAACUUUACGCAGCAUAAAUUAUGACACCUACCUGACAACAGGUUCAAGAACCAGUGACUUUAAGUUUGUGUCAUCUUACAAUGACAACACUCUGCCUGCAGACCAGACUCUGAAGAAACGUCCACCAGAAUUUUCUGAGGAAUCUGAACAGUCUGAUGAUUCACCAGAGAUGACAGCAGCAGAGCUGAGAUAUUCUUUUCCGGAGGAGAUGAAGCCUGGAUCUAUUGUUGGAAAUAUAGCCAAGGAUCUCGGACUGGAUAAAGGAAAAUUACCAGAUCGAAGAGCUCGUAUUGAUGCAGAAGGAAAAUACAAGCAAUAUUGUGAUAUUGGUCCCACAACGGGAGAUUUGGUGGUCAGCAAGAGGAUUGACCGAGAGGAGCUGUGUGGAGAGAAGAUCACAAGCUGA
Thalassophryne amazonica is the source of this 2640-nucleotide messenger RNA. Its product is annotated as protocadherin gamma-A11-like. Gene Ontology annotation, cellular component: plasma membrane. The transcript has 3 exons. The record is from RefSeq and is a predicted model, not a curated record. Gene Ontology annotation, molecular function: calcium ion binding. The coding region runs from base 16 to 2640 and encodes 874 amino acids. Gene Ontology annotation, biological process: homophilic cell-cell adhesion. Lineage: Eukaryota; Metazoa; Chordata; Actinopteri; Batrachoidiformes; Batrachoididae.